Poecile atricapillus (Black-capped chickadee) is the source of this 4090-nucleotide messenger RNA. Its product is annotated as serine/threonine-protein kinase TAO2-like. Gene Ontology annotation, biological process: protein phosphorylation. Lineage: Eukaryota; Metazoa; Chordata; Aves; Passeriformes; Paridae. The transcript is spliced from 18 exons. Gene Ontology annotation, molecular function: protein kinase activity; ATP binding. The coding region runs from base 243 to 2912 and encodes 889 amino acids. The record is from RefSeq and is a predicted model, not a curated record.
GCCAUCUUGCCCCGGGCGCUGAGGCGGCACCGGGGGGUUCCCCCCCCCUCCCCCCCCGGCCCGCUUUUUUGAGGUGAAAUUCGGCGAUUUUGGGGCUUCUCGAGCCUCUCCCCACUCCAGGAGGCGCCGGGGGGAGAGCGGAGCCCCCCCCCGGAGCUGCAGCCGCCGGGGGGGGGGGGGGCGGCCCGGGCUCCCCCAGCGGCCGCCGGGACCGGAGCUGGAGCCGCCGUUUCAUCUUUGCAAUGCCGGCUCCUCGACCCCCAGCCCGGCCCGGGAGCCUCCGGGACCCCGAAGUUGCCGUAUUAUUCCUCAAAGAUGAUCCCGAAAAAGUUUUUGGGGAAUUGCGGGAGAUCGGGCACGGAAGUUUUGGGGCCGUGUUCAGCGCCCGUGACCUGCGCUCCCAGGAGUUGGUGGCCAUCAAGAAAAUGUCCUACCGUGGCCGAGCCUCCAGCGAGCAGAAGUGGCAGGACAUCGUGAGGGAGGUGAAGGUGCUGCAGAGGCUCCGGCACCCCAACACCGUCGGCUUCAGGGGCUGCUACCUGCGGGAAAACACGGCCUGGCUCGCCAUGGAAUUCUGUGUGGGAUCAGCCCUGGAUCUGCUGGAAGGUCACCAGGAGCCGCUGAGGGAGGAGGAGAUCGGGGCCAUCACUGAGGGGGCCCUGCAGGGCCUGGGCUACCUGCACAGCCAGGGGGUCAUUCACAGGGACAUCAAGGCCGGGAACAUCCUCCUGGGGACCCCCGGCCACGUCAAACUGGGCGACUUCGGCUCGGCCGCCGUGGCCACCCCGGCCAAUUCCUUGGUGGGGACCCCGUACUGGAUGGCCCCGGAGGUGAUUCUGGCCAUGGACGAGGGGCUCUACGACGGCCGGGCGGACGUGUGGUCACUGGGCAUCACCUGCAUCGAGAUGGCUGAGCGGAGGCCGCCCCUGUUCCAGCUGAACGCGAUGAGCGCCCUUUACCACAUCGCCCAGAGAGACCCCCCGGGGCUGAAACAGCCCCACACGUGGUCAGAGGAGUUUCGGGAUUUCGUUUCUCGCUGUCUCCGGAAGCUUCCGCAGGAUCGGCCCCGAGCGCGGGAACUGCUGCAGCACCGUUUCCUGGCCCAGGAGCGACCCCCGGGCGUGGUCCCAGAGCUGCUGCGCAGAACCAGGAUGGGCACCAGGGACUCGGACCCCCCCAGCCCCUCCCCCAGCAUUCCCAGUUCUCCCAGUAGCACCAGUGACCCCCCCAGCCUGGGGGACCCCGAGGACGACGCCGAGGGGGGAGGGGAGGGGUCCCCCGGGACCCCCCCGCAGGACGACGCCAUUUCCGCCAUUUUGUCUCCCCAAAAUCCCAAUUUUCCCACCCAAAAUCCCGAUUUCCCCACCCAAAAUCCCGAUUUUUCCACCCAAAAUCCCGAUUUCCCCACCCAAAAUCCCGAUUUUUCCACCCAAAUUCCCGAUUUUUCCACCCAAAAUCCCGAUUUUUCCACCCAAAUUCCCUUUUCUUCCCCCUCCAUUUCCCCUCCGGCCGCCAUUUUGUCUCCCCCCUCACCCCUUCAAACCCCAACUUCAACCCCACAAAACCCAAAUUUCCCCCCUCAAAACUCCACUUUUUCCCCUCAAAACUCCACUUUUUCCCCAAAAAACGCAUUUUUAUCCCCAAAAAACUCAUUUUCAUCCCCCUCAGACGCAAAUUCCCCCUCACAAAAACCCCUUUUACCUCCCGCCGCCGACUCUCCCUCAUCGCCGGCGGCCAUUUUGUCCCGGCCCGACGUCCUUUUAUCUUCUCAAAAUUCGAUUUUAUCCUCUCAAAACUCGAUUUUAUCUCCUCAAAAUCCGAUUUUAUCCCCUCAAAAUCCGAUUUUAUCCCCUCAAAAUUCAAUUUCCCCCUCAGAAAACCCCGUUUUAUCCCCUUCAACCCCAAAUUUCCCCUCCUCAUCCCUCCCUUUCUCCCCGGCCGCCAUUUUGUCCCCUCAGGCCUCCAUUUUCCCGCCCAAAAUUCCCGAUUUUCCCCCCAAAACUCCCGAUUUUCCACCCAAAAUUCCAGAUUUUCCACCCAAAAUUCCCGAUUUUCCCCCCAAAACUCCAACUUUCCCCUCAAAAACCCCUCCCCUCGCCUUCCUCCCCUCCCCUCGCCGCUCCCCUUCCCCCCUCCCCUCCCCUCCAUUUUCCCCUCAGCUCCUCUGCUCCCUCUUGGCCUUCACCGCCGCCCUCCACCCCUCCCCCCCUUCCUUCCUCCUCCUCCUCGCCGCAUUUUGGGCUCAGAAACGUCGAUUUCGGGUUUUUCUCUCCGUUGUGGAGUUCGGUGCCACGGCCUUGGCGCUGUCUCAGGCUUUGCUCCCCCUCCACCCUCCCCUGGGCGCGGUGGCCUGGGCCGCCAUUGCUGCCGUCAUGGCGGUGGCGGUCACAUCGCGGCGCCGUUUGUGCGUCCCCGCGGCCGUUCUGGCGGCUCAGCUCUGGAUUUCCCCGUGGUUGUUUUUACCUCUUUACGUUUUGGGGGAGAUUUCCCGCGGGGGCCGCGCUCAUCGCUUGUGGCUCCGCGUCCUCCUGGGUUUGCCUCCUCCUCUUUUCCGCCUCUUCUCCCGCCUGGGUUUGGCCUCCGAGCGAGGCCUUUUCGCGUUUUUCCCCAAAACCAACAAAACGCGGUUCCGGAGCCGCCUGCCCCUCCCCCAGCGGCGAUUUUUGGGUGAAAUUCCCCCAAAUUCCAGGAGUUUUUGGGGUUUCGGGGGUUUUUGGAGGGAUUUUUGGAGGGGUUUUUCCGGGAGGUUCCGGAAGGUUCUGGCGGGGGUUUGGGGGGGGAGGGGGAGCGCCCAUCCCCCACCCAGCCGGAUCCCCCGGCCUCGGCCCCGGCCCCUCCCCCCACCCCCCCCAAAGAAACCCCAAAUUCGGGGUCCCGCCCCUCCCCCACCCCCCAGGAGGCCCUGGAGGUGAGGCCGGGGUGGGGGAGGGGCGACCGAAACACCCAAAAUUCCCCCGUUUUAACCCAAAAAUAAAGGGUUAAAAAAUGCCAAAAAAAGGUUAAAAAAUCCCCCCAAAAAAGGGUUAAAAAAAUCCCAAAAAAUUGAUAAAAAUCCCCCCCAAAAAAGGUUAAAAAAAUCCCAAAAAAAGGGUAAAAAAUCCCCCAAAAAAUGUUAAAAAUCCCCCCAAAAAAGGGUUAAAAAUCCCCAAAAAAAAGGGUUAAAAAAAUCCCAAAAAAGGUUAAAAAUCCCCCCAAAAAAGUUUAAAAAAAAACCCAAAAAAGGUUAAAAAAUCCCAAAAAAAACCUGUUAAAAAAAUCCCAAAAAAGGUUAAAAAUCCCCAAAAAAAAGGGUUAAAAAAUCCCCCCAGAAAAGGUUAAAAAAAUCCCCCCAAAAAAAGGUUAAAAAAUCCCAAAAAAAAGGUUAAAAAAUCCCCAAAAAAGGGUUAAAAAAAUCGUCCCAAAAAGGGUUAAAAUAUCCCAAAAAAAAAGGUUAAAAAAAUCCCAAAAAAGGUUAAAAAAUCCCCCCAAAAAUGUUAAAAAUCCCCCCAAAAAAAAGGGUUAAAAAAAUCCCAAAAAAAGGUUAAAAAUCCCCCCAAAAAAGGGUUAAAAAAAUCCCCCCAAAAAAGGGUUAAAAAAAUCCCAAAAAAAGGUUAAAAAAAUCCCAAAAAAAAAAACCCCGGGAAUUCCCAACCCGAAAAAAUUUGGGAUUUUUGGGGUCGAAAUCCCGAAAUUUUGGGGAAAAACUCCUGGAAAAACCAAAAUAAAAUCAAAAAUUUGGGAUUUUUGGGGGUGAAAAUCCCGAAAUUUUGGGGGUGAAAAUGUCGGAAAAACCAAAAAAAAUCCCAAAAUUUGGGUUUGGGAUUUGCCCAAUUUUUUUAGGGAUUUUCCCGAUUUUUGGGGGAUUUUCCAUGAAAUUUUGGGAUUUUUUUCCUCCUUUUUUUUCCCUAUUUAUUUUCCCGGGGGGUCCCCAAAAUUCCCGAGCUUUGAGGUGGGGGAGGGGCGGAAUUUUUGGGGGAAUUUUUGGGUUUUUUUCCAUUUUUUUUUCCGUUUUUUUUUUAAUUUUUUUGGGAAUUUUUUUGGGGAAUUUUCGUCGUUUUCGGGGAAUUUUCUUUGGAAUUAAUUUUAUUUAAAAUAUAAUUAAUUUAAAGCA